GAACAGCCUUGAGUUUGGUUGCUUCGUUUGGGAUCACUGUGAUUGCGAAGCUGCAAGAAAUUUCCAUGGCCAAGUAUAACUUGUCACCAGCCGAAAUUAUUUCGCAUUCCGCACUUUUUUCUGCGUUUGCCAUUCUCAUCGGGUUGGUCAUCAGUGGGAAGCUGCUGACUUCCCUGGACAUCCUCGCUUUCCAGGGUUCUAGCAGGACGUCCCCAGAAGACCCAACGGUGUUAGCCCAUGACGCAGUGAUCCCAGAUAAAGAGUCACGACCCCAGAGUGCCCCAGCGUUAAAGCAACUGGACACGGUCUUCCUUGCACCACCUCCUGCAGCAGAGAUGGAACAUGGAAGACAGUUUGAUGCGGAGGCAGCUCACAUGUCCUUCGUUGAAGCAAGCAAAACGAACUCCUUGCGCAGGGAAGCUGGCGACCCUGUUCCCUGUCUUGAGUCUGCGACAUGGGGUAACUCCGAAGAAGAGGCGACGCAUCCGCCUAAAGCCGUUCACCAUCCGCCGGCUCAACCGAGUCGGACAGUGGAUCACCGCCGUGUCUCCGGGAAGGAGUCGCCGUGCGAAGGUACAGGCAGUGUUCGUUGCUUCUUGCGUCAAUGGUCGAAUGACGAGCACGGAAACUUUCCUAAACCGCGAAUUGUUCGUGUGAACUGUGGACUGGUGAAGCUGCGGAGGGCGGACUCGUGCAAUGCCCGUUUCUUCGAUUUGUGUUACGAUAUUAUUUAUCCUGAUGACCGAAGGAAAGACCAGUGAAUUUUCACCCUUGUUGGGUGAUCAGGAAAAGUUACAUGCGACCACCGAUCCCGCGAAUAUUCAUGGUGAUGCAUCGUCUUACAAAGCCAUUAUCACAGAUGCCUCUCCGCCCAAUAAAGCCAGCAUAAGCGCGUGCUGUUGUUGCACUUCUUCCUGCAAGAGAUUCCUACAGCUCCUGCUUUCUUUAUUUCUAGGCUCCGUGAUUUUCGCCGUCGUCGUCUUCAUCUUGGUGUACUUCCGUGAUCAAAGCAACGCUCCGCCGUUCGAUCCAAAUGCGAACGGCACUGCCGCCAACCUCACUUACCCAGGAACUGAAAUCUGAAAAGAAAUGAGCUAUGGUCAGGCAUUUCAACUAUCUAUAAGAGCUUCAGCAGUGGAAUAAAAGACAUCUUAGUGCCAGCGCGACAAGAGAUCAAUUCUUUUUUCAAAAUCAAGCGCAGAUUUGAUUUUAUCUGUGAAAUUCGUUUGUGGAUAGCGCUCGGUUCAUAUUUAGUCUCGCGUCGCAAUAACUCUGUGAUUGAUCGGAGAACUGGCGAACCCGACCCGGUUUUAUUUUACCCUUCUUAAUUUUUUGGUCUGUGUUGAAUCAUUAAUUGUUUUUUGUUCGUUAUAUUCGCGUGUUGCGUGAGUGUUCGCUUUAUUUGAAUGUCCUACCGUUCGUGUUCCACGCAGUGAUACUUUCUCGCUUCAAUUUUCAGCAUUAUACAAUUAAUUUUUUGUCCCUUCGGAACACAAUGGCGGGUGCUUUUUCUUGGUUAUAUGUCCUAUAAUGACCUCGUGAUCGCAAAAUUUUAAAUUAAAUUUGAAGUGAUUGGAUCGAGGUCCAAAAGUUAACCGAGGCCACGGAAAGUUGCAAUUUGAGGAGAAAAAUCUUUCAUUCCUUUUCAGGAAUCUUGUAAAUAUUGAAGACUGAUUUUCGAGUAUGACUCGGAAAAGAUUUGGACUUCAUGUACCGAGAUCAAGAUUCGGGACGUUCUGCGAAAUGUUGUGUUUGAAUGGAACUAAUCCGCCGGGUUUGAUGGAGCUUCCGAAGUUUCACGAGGGGAUUGGUUUUUAAAAAUUGGCAUACAAUGUAUUGUUUACGUGAAAAUUGGCUUAACAUAUUUCUGAAAGACUUGUGUGUUGUAUGUGCGAAAGUUUGAGAAAGAACGAUUUCUGCUCCGAA
Molecule: messenger RNA, 1926 nt
Organism: Notodromas monacha
Lineage: Eukaryota; Metazoa; Arthropoda; Ostracoda; Podocopida; Cyprididae
Source: the annotation of a GenBank genome assembly